Menidia menidia (Atlantic silverside) is the source of this 1332-nucleotide messenger RNA. Lineage: Eukaryota; Metazoa; Chordata; Actinopteri; Atheriniformes; Atherinopsidae. The record is from the annotation of a GenBank genome assembly.
AUGGAGUCCCAGGACGAGUCGGACGGCCCCGGGGUUAAUCGAGGCUUCAUCUGCGCCUCUUUCAACCAGGACACCACCUCUCUAUCUGUGGGCACUAAAACCGGCUACCGGCUCUUCUCCGUCACAGCUGUUGACAAACUGGACUGCAUCCAUGAGGGAGUUGAAUGUCCAGACGUUUAUAUAGUGGAGCGGCUGUUCUCCAGCAGCCUGGUGGUUGUGGUCAGUCUGUCCAUGCCUCGCCGGAUGAAUGUCUACCACUUUAAGAAGGGUACCGAAAUUUGUAACUACAGCUACUCCAACAAUAUCCUCUCCGUGCGGCUCAACAGACAGCGUCUUGUUGUGUGUCUGGAAGAGUCGAUCUACAUCCACAAUAUCAGAGACAUGAAACUCCUCAAGACCCUGCUCAACACACCCAUCAACCCAUCAGGUCUGUGUGCACUCUCCAUUAACCACAGCAACUCCUACCUGGCGUUUCCGGGCAGCGCCACUAUUGGGGAGAUCACGGUGUACGACGCCAACAGCCUGAGCACCGUGACUCUGGUCCAGGCCCACGACAGCCCCCUGGCUGCCCUCACCUUCAACGCCGCCGGCACAAAACUGGCCAGCGCGUCAGAAAAGGGUACUGUUAUCAGAGUUUUCAGUGUUCCUGAGGGUCAGAGGCUGUUUGAAUUCCGGCGAGGGAUGAAGAGGUAUGUCAGCAUCAGUUCGCUGUCCUUCAGCGCAGAUACUCAGUUCCUGUGCGCCUCCAGCAACACGGAGACGGUACAUAUUUUCAAACUGGAGCAACACAGCCCCAGUCAAGAGGAGGAGUCUCCCACAUGGUCGGCGUAUGUGGGCAAAAUGUUCACCGCGGCCAGCACCUACUUGCCUGCCCACGUGUCCGACAUGAUGCACCAGGACAGGGCCUUCGCCACCGUGCGACUCAACAUGUUUGGCCUGAAGAACAUCUGCGCCCUGGCCACCAUCCAGAAGCUUCCCCGCCUGCUCGUGGCCUCCUCAGAUGGCUAUCUUUACAUCUACAACGUGGAUCCGCAGGACGGAGGCGAGUGCGUCCUUAUUCAAAAACAGAGACUCUUUGAGUCCAGCGAGGAUCAGGAGGAAGAGAAGGAAGAAGAGAAUCCAGAGGAUGUCCCUCCACUGCCAGCCAGCCAAUCAUACGCUGCCACUGUGGCUCUCCCUUCAACCCAGCCCUCCUCCACAACUCUCAUGGGCUACUCUGAGGAGGGUGGAGCCCAGAGGGGAGAAGUCAUCCCUGAGCAUGAAUUUGCAGAGGGCCCUGUUUGUCUGGAUGAUGAGAAUGAGUUUCCUCCAUUUGGCAACCAGAGCAACUAA